AUGAAAACAAGCCUGGAAGCCAAAACUGAGAACUACACCGGCAAGUGCAGCAGCAGCAGCAGCAGCAGCAGCAGCAGCAGCUCAUUGCGUGGGCAGCUGCUGCGCCGAGAGAACGUAGUGCAGCAGCGGGAAAACUUAAUCCUUCCGCACUUUUAA
Molecule: messenger RNA, 156 nt
Organism: Eimeria necatrix
Lineage: Eukaryota; Apicomplexa; Conoidasida; Eucoccidiorida; Eimeriidae
Exons: 1
Coding region: 1-156 (51 amino acids)
Source: RefSeq, a predicted model, not a curated record